This is a messenger RNA of Talpa occidentalis (Iberian mole), 2777 nucleotides long. It is a transcript of the gene SLCO1B3, whose product is annotated as solute carrier organic anion transporter family member 1B3. NCBI's taxonomy places the organism in Eukaryota, Metazoa, Chordata, Mammalia, Eulipotyphla, Talpidae. Gene Ontology annotation, biological process: transmembrane transport; sodium-independent organic anion transport. The coding region runs from base 424 to 2493 and encodes 689 amino acids. Gene Ontology annotation, molecular function: protein binding. The transcript has 19 exons. The record is from RefSeq and is a predicted model, not a curated record. Gene Ontology annotation, cellular component: membrane.
CUCACGCCCCUGCCCCGCCCUCCAGGUGCAGCCAAAGCAGGAAGUGACCAGGAAAGCGCGGGAAGUCCCAAGACUGAAAUCACUUUUGCUUGGCUAACAUCAAGAUCCUGCCAGGUCUGACUGUCCUUCUGGGAAGAUGGCACAAGAACACAAUUCAUUUUGCCAGGACAAUGACCUAAUGCGAUGGUUAAUCAUCACUGGACUGAUAAAAACAAAUGUCAACUAUUUAAAGAGACUUUCACAACAGAUAAAGAAAUGGACUUGUUGCUGUUGCUGCAGGAGUCUACACCCAGGAAAGUGGCUACCUUGUAAGAUAAUUACUGUGGUCAAAGUAAGUCCCCCAUAAACAGACAUAAAGGUGAUCAUUUCAGUCAGACCUUCGAGGACAUUUGAACACAUUCACAUGCCAUCUGUAAUUCCAAGAUGUACCAAAAUCAAUCUAUGAAUAACACAGCAGAGACACAGCCUUCACGGAAAAGGAAAUCUGGAUGCUGCAAUGGAUUCAAGAUGUUCCUUGUAUCCCUGUCCUUCUGCUUUAUUGCCAAAGCACUAGGUUUUGCUGUCAUGAAAAGUUCCAUCACUCAAAUAGAAAGGAGAUUUGAAAUACCAUCUUCAAUUGCUGGCUUAAUUGAUGGAAGCUUUGAAAUGGGAAAUUUGCUUGUGAUUGUAUUUGUGAGUUACUUUGGAUCCAAACUACACAGACCAAAGCUAAUUGGAACUGGUUGCUUCCUUAUGGGAACUGGAACUAUUUUGACUGCUUUACCACAUUUUUUCAUGGGAUAUUACAGGUAUUCUAAAGAAACUUACAUUAAUUCAUCAGAAAACUCAACAUCAAGCUUUUUAACCUGUUCACUUAAUCAGAAUUCAUUACUCAAUAGAACAUUACCUGAGAUAGUGGCAAAAGGUAAUGAAAAGGAACCUGGAUCAAAAAUGUGGUUAUUUGUCCUACUGGGUAAUAUGCUUCGUGGAAUUGGAGAAACACCCAUAGUACCCUUAGGGAUUUCUUAUAUUGAUGAUUUUUCUGAAGAAGGACAGUCUUCUUUGUAUUUAGGAAUUUUGAAUGCAGUUGGAAUGAUUGGCCCAAUAGUUGGCUUUAUAAUGGGAUCUCAGUUUUCUAAAAUGUACGUGGAUAUUGGUUAUGUUGAUCUGAGCACAAUAAAAAUAACUCCUAAGGACUCUCGUUGGGUUGGUGCUUGGUGGCUUAGUUUCCUUGUGAGUGGACUAGUAUCCAUUUUUUCUUCCAUUCCAUUUUUUUUCCUGCCCAAAAGUCUGGAUAAACCAAAAAGAAAGAAAGAAAGGGAAUCUUCCAUAUCUUUGCACGCACUCAAAACAAAUGAGGAAACAAGUCAAGUGGCUAAAUUAGACAACCAUGGGGAAAAUAUUACUGGUUUGUUUCAGUCCUUGAAAAGCAUCAUUAGCAAUCCUCUUUAUGUUUUUAUAUUGUGUGCAACACUGCUUCACUUCAACAGCUUUAUUGGUGCUCUUACUUAUAACUUUAAAUAUUUAGAACAACAGUAUGAUCAUUCACCAUCUGACGCUAACAUUCUGCUUGGAGUCAUAUUCUUACCAACUUUUGCAGCUGGAUUAUUAGCAGGAGGAUAUAUCAUUAAAAGAUUCAAAUUUACUUUGAUUCAAGUUGCCAAAUUCUCAUUUUCUGUCUAUGUAAUCUCCUUCCUCCUGGCUUCAGUCAAUCUUAUGCUAAUCUGUGAAUCCAAAUCAGUUGCUGGCCUAACCUUGACCUAUGAUGGAAAUAGUCCAGUGGCCACACAUAAAAACAUACCACUUUCUCAUUGCAACUCAGACUGCAAUUGUGAUGAAAGUCAAUGGGAACCAGUAUGUGGGAAUAAUGGAAUAACUUACUUGUCACCUUGUCUAGCAGGAUGCAAAUCUUCAAGUGGCAAUAAAAAACCUAUAGUGUUUUAUAACUGUAGUUGUAUAGAAGAAACUGACUUCCAGAAUAGAAGUAACUUGGCUCAUUUGGGUACAUGUCCAAGAGAUGGUCGGUGUAUGAAGAAAUUCUAUAUUUAUGUAGGAGUACAAAUGUUGUCUAAUUUUUUCACUUCAUUGGGAAGCACCCCAACUAUCAUGCUGGUUUUUAAAAAUGUUCAUCCUGAACUGAAGUCCCUUGCCGUGGGUUUCCAUGCACUAAUCAUGCGUGUCCUAGGAGGAAUUCCUGCUCCUAUAUAUUUUGGGGUUCUGAUUGAUAGAGCUUGUAUGAAGUGGUCCAUCAGUCACUCUGGGAAGCAAGGGUCUUGCAGGAUAUAUGAUUCCACCUUAUAUGGAAAUACCUUCAUUGGCAUGAUGCUGGUCUUAAAAUUCUUAGCACUUAUUUUUUAUAUUGUGUUAAUUACCACUAUGAAGAAAAAAAAUCAAAAAGAUACCAAGGCAUCAGAAAAUGGAAGAAAAAUCGUAAAUGAAGCAGACUUAGAACCCUUAUAUAAUGAUGGACAUUUGGUGCCUUCUGCUAGAACAAACAAUGAAGCACAUAUUUAAGGGGAGGGUGAAAAUUCUUUUGUUACUGUGUGUCAACCAAUGGGUUAUAUUAAAUCCAUAGAAUGUUACUUCUGAGCAGUUCUGGUCCUUGACUGACAAUUCUCAUACUCUUUCUACAAUGGAACAAUGAAUCAUCUCUGAAUUUAUAAUAAAGAAAUUAUAAAUGAAAAGGAAUGAGAAUACUCAUUCAGGUAUGACUCUGCAUUUCUGGUUAAGAUUAGAAUAUGUGAUCUAUACAAAUUUAAAGUGAGAGGUAUAAUUAGUAUGUAUUAGAUGGUAGAGUA